Tetranychus urticae (two-spotted spider mite) is the source of this 624-nucleotide messenger RNA. RefSeq names its product Signal peptidase complex subunit Spase12 (gene Spase12). The record is from RefSeq and is a predicted model, not a curated record. Gene Ontology annotation, cellular component: signal peptidase complex; membrane. Gene Ontology annotation, biological process: protein targeting to ER. NCBI's taxonomy places the organism in Eukaryota, Metazoa, Arthropoda, Arachnida, Trombidiformes, Tetranychidae.
CAAUUCAGAAAUGGUCCCUAUUUGAAUCGUUGUCAAGUUAGUAACCAAUCACUGACAGACAGGUUUACUAAAUUUAUUUAAUUUAAAGUUUCAAUUAUUUUGAAUUAGUCUUCUGUUGGUUCUUUGAUAAAUUUACUUAUAACGAUCUCCAUUAUUUUAAAUUCAUACAAUGUCGGGAUUUUUCGAUUCCAUUCCUACCCAUAUGGACUUCGUUGGCCAGAAAAAAGCCGAGAAAUUAUUCCAAACCUUAAUCCUAGCUGCUGCUGUUAUUGGUCUCGCGAUUGGCUAUCACUAUGAACAGUUUUCUUAUACUGUUUACUCUCUUGGUGCAGGGUUUGUCAUCUCUUGUUUGAUUACUCUUCCACCUUGGCCUAUGUAUAGAAGGAAUCCAGUUAAAUGGCAAAAGAGAAGGAAAGAAACAAAAUCAACAAAAGAAGACGAAUCAUCAAGUCCAUCUUCACCUAGUUCCAAGGGAAAGAAAAAGAAAUGAUUAAUGAUUAUUGUGCAAGUGUUUUGUAAUUUGAAGGUAAUGGCGAACCUUAUUUAACUUUUGAAUAAAUCGUUAAUGGGAAACGCCAUUACUUUACGAUAUUGGUUUUAAAAUAAAAAACAGUUUUGUUCUAA